Amoebophrya sp. A120 is the source of this 1652-nucleotide messenger RNA. The record is from the annotation of a GenBank genome assembly. Lineage: Eukaryota; Dinophyceae; Syndiniales; Amoebophryaceae.
GUUUGAAAGAUGCUAUUAGCAGAACAGCUGUACAACUACCCAUAAUUGAAUUCUACUGGGCUACACUGGCAGCUUGCCUGACCUCAAGAUGUUGCUGUCGCUGGAUUUGGUAUUCGAUCGGAUGCUCCUCCCCGAGGCCUUUUUGGCUUCGGACCGGCUGGCCGACUGUGAACCGGUUCUGCAGGUGUCCUGGCUGAAUUUGCCGCCCGUUCUGAUUGCACUGGACAACGCCACGUUUGACCAAAAGCGCGUCCUGGAUUUUGGUGGCCGUGGGAAAGCUUUGAUCUUCGAGCUUUCUGAGACCGGGUAUCGUGUCACGCUGCGCCGAGCUGCAUCCAGCUCUGGUCCCCCUGUCGACUUAGAGGACUACGAACACGCGCCGUCGAAUCUUGCUUCCAGCGAAAUUGACGUGCAGCUGAAAUACUCGACGGACUUUGACUUGCGGCUUGCUCUGCUCGCGCUCCCGCGGGGCGGAGUCGAAGUGCCGGAAGAGAUGAUAGAUAACACUCCAAAUGAGGAUGCUACUUCCGCUGAAACUGCACUCGACGCAAAUCCCAACGUGACCGAUGAUGAGAAGCCGGAUGCUGAUGAAGCGGGUAGAAAUUGUUCUACUACCGCUGAUCUGCUCACGGAAAACAAAAACAAUCUCGGCAAAACGAAUUUGCCGCCGGUCGGCGCUUUUCUCGUCGCUUUUAGCACCCUUCACUGCGCAGAGCUGGUCCGAUUGUCCGCUUUGGGCUACGUGCAUGCCAAGCUGGAAGGAAUCCAACAGGAGUCGAUCCUGGUCAGCCAGCCCUUUCGCGCGCACGCGUUGAGUCUGGAGAACCCACACAUUGCGGGACAGGUGGCGCUCAGUUUCCACAUGCGCAUCGUUCCCUACUUUGCCGAUGCUGACGAGACUAAUGCUGGCUUGACCACGACAACCAAGGAACCCUUUCCAACUGCGAGUCGGAAUCAAGCGAACAGCAGUCCAGGCUUCUACAACGGCCAGCACGAUGUGGACAUGAUGUACGACGAGGAGGAGAUGUAUUCGGUCUACCUACCGUCUAACGGAUCAGAAACGCACUCCCGUCGCGGUCGUCAUCCCAUGGACGCCAAUGCAAGCCGGAACGCUCUGCACGGAAAGCAGGUUUUCGAAGGUCCUCGUCCAAGACGUGGCUCGGGAACAUCUCGUGGACCACAAAUAAAAGCAGUUGGCGCGGCGACAUCUCGGGCGGACCACUCCAAACAUAAACCCCCACCGUCCACAGUCGUCCAAGAAAUGGAGCAAACGUCAGAGGCCGCAAAUGCGGGGCGGGACAUCUUCACGCCCGGCGCUGUCCGGUUCCUCAGAACGCCACUGAGUACGCCAGCCGACGGGGACGACGGCGCGGACGGAUGCUGGGCGCAGGGGGGCACGGAAAUUCCCGUCUGUUACCAGUAAGAGGGUCGUUCCUGAAAGGUGGCUAAGUGAAAUUGGCCCUGUUUUCGUGAUGAAGAUGGAGAUGCUGCGCUUUGUUUUCGCUUUGACGCAAAGGCAAACAAAAUUGAGUACAGACAAUUUCUCUGCGCAUAAUGAUAGAAAUGCUCCACCAGAAUUGUUGGAAUUGGAUUCAUUGGAGUAAAAUGAAGAUGCACUAUCCUACCUACCUGGUGAUGCCGUUCUACGGAUC